This is a messenger RNA of Eutrema salsugineum, 1263 nucleotides long. Its product is annotated as codeine O-demethylase. NCBI's taxonomy places the organism in Eukaryota, Viridiplantae, Streptophyta, Magnoliopsida, Brassicales, Brassicaceae. The record is from RefSeq and is a predicted model, not a curated record. Bases 75 to 1121 code for a protein of 348 amino acids. The transcript is spliced from 4 exons.
CAUUUUAGUCUAUUAAUAUAAGAGUUCUUCUCUGUCCAAAAGAUAUAUCAAACGAAGAUCCUCCCAAACAAUUAAUGGAGAUGCCAAAGUUAAAGACUGUCCAAGAGUUGGUUGCAUCCGGCGAAGGACUACCGGAAAGAUACUUCUACCCACCCACCCACGACGGUGAAGGUCAACCUCUUAACGGUUUGGUGCCGGAGAUGGAGAUUUCAGCCAUUGAUCUUAGCCUUAUCUUCUCUUCUUCUGAUGAAGGUCAAAAAGAGUUGAGUAAACUUCACUCUGCCCUCUCUACAUGGGGUAUUGUUCAGGUGAUGAAUAAUGGGGUUACAGAAGCGUUACUCGACAAGGUUUACGCACAAACCAAACAGUUUUUUGCGUUUCCGACCGAAGAGAAAGAGAAGUACGCGAGAGAGAUUGGUGGUUACCAAGGAUAUGGAAACGACACCAUAUUUUCAAAUGAUCAAGCUCUCGACUGGAUGGACCGCUUGCACCUCAGGACAUACCCUGAAGAUCUACGAGAGCUUAAAUUCUGGCCAGAAAUCCCAACCGGAUUCAGGGAAACUUUACAUGAAUACACCAUGAAACUCAAGAUAAUAAGAGAGCAACUCUUCAAGGGAAUGGCUAGGUCAUUGAAGUUAGAAGAGAAUUGCUUUCUAGAGAUGUGUGGAGAAAAUUCUAUAAUGGAGACAAGAUUCAACAUGUAUCCACCAUGUCCGAGGCCGGACAAGGUUAUUGCGCAUAGACCGCACACUGAUGGUUCGGCCUUCACUCUUCUCUUACCCGACAAAAAUGUCGAAGGGCUUCAGUUCCUCAAAGAUGGGAAUUGGUAUAAAGCUCCAAUCAUCCCUGAUACAAUUUUGGUCACUGUAGGAGACGUGCUUCAGAUAAUGAGCAAUGGAGUAUACAAGAGCCCGGUUCAUAGAGUGGUGAGUAACAGAGAAAAGGAAAGGAUAUCUGUGGCAACGUUUUGCUUUCCCCAUGCAGAACAAGUGAUUCAACCUGUAGAGGGGCUUGUGUCUGAGGCAAGACCAAGGUUGUACAAAACAAUUAAGAACUAUGCGGAGAUCUACUUCAAGUAUUAUCACCAGGGUGGAAGACCGCUCGAAGCUGUAUUGAUAUGAAAAAAGAUUUUGAUGGGAAAGUAAGGCUGACCGGACAUACCGAGACAAGACGCUUAUACCGAACCGGAAAAGUCUUUGAGUCUUUCUUUAUUUACUUUCAGUUAAUUAUUUAAUAAUGGAGAAUGGUCUUCCUUAGUGUUUA